GAAAUUCAGUUGACUCGAAUCGCACGAGUCGCGAGGAAGCAAAAAAAUAACAACCGAAGAAAACCUUUUCGAGACAGUGACUAUAUCGUUAGACUUCGCCUUAGGUCCAUAUAUAAUAUAUAUAAAUCAAAAUGGCAACUGUCGAUAUCAGCGAGGAGGCCUAACUGCGUCUGGGCUACCUGAAGCCCGAGACUUUGGAAAUUGCCCGAGUGGAGCUCCGGGAAACGGAGGAGGUCAAGGUGGAGGCCAUCAAGAAGCUGAGGGAACUCCUUAAGGCCACCCCAGAGCUCAACUAUAAGGAUGACGAUGCCUUCCUCACAGUCUUCCUGCGUGCCUGCCAUUGGUAUCCGGAUGGUGCCCUGGAAAAGAUGAAAACCACUGCCACCUUCCGAAAGGAGUAUGCCGCCUUGGUGCGAGGUCUAUUGGUGGAGCAGGUCAAGGAGAAAUUCGUCAAGGGGAGUGUCAUCAAUGUCCUGAAGAAUUGCGAUCAGAAGGGUCGUCGUGUCCUUAUUGUUAACUGCGGCAAGCUGUGGGAUCCCAGCGAGAUCACCAGCGAUGACAUGUUCCGCAUGCUGUACAUGGUCCACAUUGCUGCCCAACGGGAGGAGGAGACCCAAGUUCGUGGUGUUGUCUGCGUCAUGGACUUUGAUGGUCUGGCCAUGAAGCAGGUCAAGGCCCUGUCGCCGAGCUUCUCCAAGCGUCUGCUCACCUUCAUCCAGGAGGCCAUGCCCCUGCGCAUGAAGGAGGUGCACUUUGUGAAGCAGCCAUUCAUCUUCAACAUGGUCUGGUCGCUCUUCAAGCCCUUCGUCAAGGAGAAGCUCAACAAGAGGAUGCACUUCCAUGGUAGCGAUAUGAAGUCGCUGCACAAGUUCCUCGAUCCCUCCGUCCUGCCCGCCAACUACAAGGGCACCCUGCCCGCCAUCAAUUAUGGCGGCACCGAGUGGAUCGGCGCCCUGGAGAAGCAGGCCGACUAUGUGGCUGAGUGGAGCCAACUGGGUCCUGCCCAGUGGUAAUAGAUCUAGUGUCUAGACCAAUCCACAUCCAACUGACAUUAGCUUAACUUUAUGCUUGUAAAUACUUGCAACUUGUGUUUGCUUAGUUUGUAACAUUUUUGGCAAUAAACUAGUUUCAUAAUUCUAUAAA
This is a messenger RNA of Drosophila serrata, 1143 nucleotides long. Its product is annotated as retinaldehyde-binding protein 1. Lineage: Eukaryota; Metazoa; Arthropoda; Insecta; Diptera; Drosophilidae. The record is from RefSeq and is a predicted model, not a curated record. Gene Ontology annotation, molecular function: phosphatidylinositol bisphosphate binding. Gene Ontology annotation, cellular component: membrane.